AUGUGUGCAAAAGCCUUUGCUCAAAGAAAACUUAUUGAACAGAAACGCAAUGAACGAUUGCCAUUAUUGUCAUUCAAGACACCAUCCACACUUGGUACCAAUUCAGAAAUUGGAAGAGUUGAUGAAGAACUCGCAACCAAGGACAAAGAAAUUGAAGCUUUGAAGAAGAAGCUUGCUGAAGAAAUUGCAAAGAGAGAAGCCGCUGAAAAGGCACUCGCUGAGAUGAAAAUCAAGAACGUCGAUUUGGAAGCUUUGGUCCAGAAGCUCAAAGACGAAAUUGAAAAACUUAAAGAAGACAUUGAGUCAAAGAAGAUAGCACUUGAUGAGGCUGAUAUGAAGUCACGAGAAGACCAAGAACAAUUUGAAGAACUCCAAUGUGAUAUUAAGAGAGGAAAGGAAGACUUGAGCAAAAGAAGCUUGAAGCCGAAGAAGACAAUUCAAAGGAUCUCGAGACACAAUUGCACGAAAAGGAAGACGACAUUGCUGAUUUGGAGUGUCAAGAAUUUGCAAAACACCAUUGCUGAUGUCAACGCACAGAAAGAAGACUCCGGAGCUGUUUUGAAUGAUACUAAAGACGAUCUUGCCAAUACUAAAAAUGAUUUGAAAAAGACUCAAUUGGCUCUUGACAAUACUGAGAAGAAACUUGACCAACAAGUUGCUCAGAACAAGAAGGUCUCAGACGAGAGAGAUGGAUAUAACCAACAGUUACAAGCUGCGAAGACCAAGACUGCUGCUUUGACUUCAGCCAAGAAUGCAAGUGAUAAGAAGAUUUCAACAUUGAACUCAGAGAAAGACGAAUUAGAAGAUAAAAACAGAAAACUUGAUUCUUCUAAUAAAGAUGCUCAGAGAAAACUUGCUGAGUUGACAAAGAGAAUUGAAGACGGACUGAAUGACUCUGACAUGUUGAAAGCACAGAAGGCCAACUACAAAGCUCAAAUUCAAGCGUUGAAAGAUGAUAUGGAAAAGACUGAAAAUAACUUGGCUGGUGCUAAAUCGAAUAUGAACCAAAAAGACGUUGAAAUUAAUAAUUUGAACGAACAACUUGCUGAAGAACAAAAGGAAAAAGAAGAACUUGAAGCAAAGAAGAAGAAAGCAGAAAACGAUUUGACCGAUUUAGAAGACGCUCAGUCCAACUUGCAAAGCGACAAAGACUGA
Entamoeba invadens IP1 is the source of this 1155-nucleotide messenger RNA. Its product is annotated as myosin heavy chain, embryonic smooth muscle isoform, putative. The coding region runs from base 1 to 1155 and encodes 384 amino acids. The transcript has 3 exons. NCBI's taxonomy places the organism in Eukaryota, Evosea, Mastigamoebida, Endamoebidae. The record is from RefSeq and is a predicted model, not a curated record.